Molecule: messenger RNA, 2578 nt
Organism: Astyanax mexicanus (Mexican tetra)
Lineage: Eukaryota; Metazoa; Chordata; Actinopteri; Characiformes; Acestrorhamphidae
Gene: gpm6ba
Product: glycoprotein M6Ba
Exons: 7
Coding region: 297-1172 (291 amino acids)
Biological process (GO): central nervous system myelination; axon development
Cellular component (GO): myelin sheath; plasma membrane
Molecular function (GO): structural constituent of myelin sheath
Source: RefSeq, a predicted model, not a curated record
CGGUUAAACAGAGGGAAAGGGGACGGUAAGGACAGAGAGAGACAAAAAAGGAGAGAAACAACACAGAGAUAGAUAGUUAAAGGGAACGAAGGAGAGACAGAAAGGGGGCGAGGAGGAGAAAGAGACGGUGAGAGCGAGAGACACUGAGAUACAGAAGAGAAAAGAAGAGAGAGGGAGAGCGAGGGAGCGACAGACAGACAGACGGACGGACAGAGAGACAGACAGACAGUGAGAGCGAGUCCAGCGUGCAGGAGAAAGUGUAGCUAAUAUCUGUACUCUCGGUAAGGAAAUUCCAAAUGGAUGGAAUGAAACCAGCCAUGGAGACGACGGCCGAGGAGAACCAGGACGAGAGGGAGGAGAGCAAAGGUUGCUUGGACUGCUGCAUUAAGUGUCUGGGCGGGGUGCCGUAUGCCUCAUUGGUGGCCACCAUCCUGUGCUUCUCGGGUGUGGCGCUGUUCUGUGGCUGCGGACAUGUGGCACUGACGGGCACCGUGACCAUGCUGGAGAACCACUUCUCCCGCAUCACAUCUGACCAUGCCACCCUUAUCGACGUCGUCCAGAUUCUGCAGUACAUCAUCUACGGCAUCGCCUCCUUCUUCUUCCUCUAUGGCAUCAUCCUGCUGGCUGAGGGCUUCUACACCACCAGCGCCGUCAAAGAGAUGCACAGCGAGUUCAAGACCACUGUGUGUGGGCGCUGCAUCAGUGCCAUGUUUGUGUUCCUGACCUACAUUCUGGGCUUGGCUUGGCUGGGCAUCUUCGGCUUUUCCGCUGUGCCUGUCUUCCUCUUCUACAACAUGUGGACCACGUGUGCCGCUAUGAAGUCUCCCAUCGCCAACCUUACCUCUGUGGACAACAUCUGUGUGGAUGUGAGGCAGUACGGAGUCAUCCCUUGGAAUGCUGAUCCUGGCAAAGCAUGUGGGCAAAACUUGGCUGAUAUUUGUAACACCAGUGAGUUCUAUUUGUCCUACCAUCUGUACAUUGUCGCAUGUGCUGGAGCUGGAGCCACUGUGAUUGCACUGAUCCACUAUCUCAUGAUCCUGGCGGCUAACUGGGCAUAUCUGAAGGGGGCGUGCCAGCAGACCCACGCCUACCAGGACAUCAAGACCAAGGACGACGCUGAACUGCAGGACGUGCAGUCGCGCUCUAAGGAGGGCCUCAAUUCUUACUCAUAAAUAAAGGCCAAGUUAACCCGCAUGUGGUGAAAAAUGACAUAUUGGCUUGAGAAAACAUCUUUAAAUGUAUGCAAUAUAUCUCAUAUUUCUGAUUAUGACAAUAUUAUUAUUAUAAGGUUAUUAUUGAUUCUGAUCUGUUUAUGGAUGUUUUUUUUUAUUCUGGACUAUCUUGAAAGAUUAAGUGGAAUUAUCUCACUGCACUGCCAGAUAACUAUUAAUGCUUGAAGAUUCUGUGUGAAGAUUCUGCUUGAAGUGAACGUAAUUUUACUUGAUUAUAUAAUUUAAGAAAAUUUUUGUCUAUAUUACUUUUAACAAAAUCGAUCUAGAAAUAGGCUGAUAAUCUCAUAAUAAUUCUAUGAAAAUGAAAAAUGUUGAAAAUAUAUUGUCUACAUUCAAGAUGUUCUCGCCAACAUGGAUUUUUUUCCAGUGCAGAUCAACUUAAACCUUCUUUUAACCCCACAACACACACACACACAUAAUCACACACACAAACAAAAACAGUACAACGCUAACUAACAUGGCCUAGUAGUGUUCUACAACAACAGGGCGUUAUAUCAAAUCAGCAGUCAUAAGCAGUUACGACCACGGCGUUGGACAUUGGUUCUUGGUUUUAUGUAAAAGUAAAAGAAAUAACAGAUCCAUUUCACAGGUUGUGCAGUUAAUGAUGAAUAGGUGUCUUUUAUUCGAUGUUGGUGAGGUCGUAUGAAAAUGCAUGUGUAAUUAUUUCAGUGCUCGUUGCUAAUGUCAGGGAAAAUAAUGAGAAAAAAAACGUAUUGAAAGUGCUGAGCCGUGGUCUUAACCAGCUUGUCUCUGACUCCGUGGCGCACUGUUGAAGUACAGCACUACCUCACAGCUGUUACUGUCUGCACUAACACGUUACAGACAUUUUGCAGGAACUUCCUUUUUUGGUGUUUUAUACAUAUAUAAAUAUAUAUAAAUGUGUGAAAGUGUAUGAAUGUUGUUGGUUUUUUUAAUACUUAACGUAUGCCAGGUUUAUUAUGAUAUUUCUCUGGUCUUUUUCUCUUUUUCUCUUUUACUCUCGUUCUCGGUUACCAACAAACUUUACUCUUGUUUUUCCUGAACUGCUUUUUUUAAUACUAAUAUAUUAUCUUUUUUUUUUUUCUUUUUCUCGUUUUUAUACUGCUACUUGAUACGUUGCACUACUCUGAAAUGAAUAGACUACAUACAGUCACAUUUUUGGAAUUUCUCUCUUUUGGGAGAUCAGAGGGUGGGUUCUCUGAGAAGUGUAAAUUUAUAGAUCAAUUAAAUUGUGUUAAUUGUAACCCAAAAUUAAUAACUAUGAAAAUGACUGAAGAAAUAACGAACAGAAGUAGUGCUUGAUAUUAGCUUCAGUUAAGUGUGUACAUCAGUUUCACAUGAAUAAAAUACUUGCAAGUAUUAUAAAA